Molecule: messenger RNA, 1313 nt
Organism: Ailuropoda melanoleuca (giant panda)
Lineage: Eukaryota; Metazoa; Chordata; Mammalia; Carnivora; Ursidae
Gene: UBE2E1
Product: ubiquitin conjugating enzyme E2 E1
Exons: 5
Coding region: 45-626 (193 amino acids)
Source: RefSeq, a predicted model, not a curated record
UCCCCCUGCAGGGGCUGUUUGCGGGGUGGGGUGGGGGGUUCGCUAUGUCGGAUGACGAUUCGAGGGCCAGCACCAGCUCCUCCUCAUCUUCGUCCUCCAACCAGCAAACCGAGAAAGAAACAAACACCCCCAAGAAGAAGGAGAGUAAAGUCAGCAUGAGCAAAAACUCCAAACUCCUCUCUACCAGCGCCAAGAGGAUUCAGAAGGAACUGGCAGACAUCACUUUAGAUCCUCCACCUAACUGCAGUGCUGGUCCCAAAGGUGAUAACAUCUAUGAAUGGAGAUCAACCAUUCUGGGGCCUCCAGGAUCCGUGUAUGAGGGUGGUGUAUUCUUCCUUGAUAUCACUUUUACGCCAGAAUACCCCUUCAAGCCUCCAAAGGUUACAUUUCGGACAAGAAUCUAUCAUUGUAAUAUUAACAGUCAAGGAGUUAUUUGCUUGGACAUAUUAAAAGAUAAUUGGAGUCCAGCACUAACCAUUUCUAAAGUUCUCCUUUCUAUCUGCUCCCUUCUUACAGACUGUAAUCCUGCUGACCCUUUGGUGGGAAGUAUUGCCACUCAGUAUAUGACCAACAGAGCAGAACAUGACAGAAUGGCCAGACAGUGGACCAAGAGAUACGCUACAUAAAUUGGGUUUUCACAAUUCUUACGUUAUUUGUCUGUCACAGAGAGAGCUGCUUAUGAUUUUGAAGGGGUGGGGGAGGGUGGGAGUUGGUAAAGAGUAGGGUAUUUCUAUAACAGAUAUUAUUCAGUCUUAUUUCCUAAGAUUUUGUUGUAACUUAAGGUAUCUUGCUACAGUAGACAGAAUUGGUAAUAGCAACUUCUAAAACUGUCAUUAGUUCUGCAAUAUAGCUGAAAUGUAGUACAGAGAAUAGACAUUUGGGUUCAGUUGCUUGUAGUCUGUAAAUUUAAAAUAGCUUAAUUUUGUACAGGUUACACACAUGGCCAUUUAUGUAAAUUCCUUCCAAGACUACACAUUUUUUUUGUUCAAAAAAAAUUUGUUUUCCCUUGGGAGGGAACAUUGAUAUUUAACAGUUUUUAGAGACGGUCAUCUCAUAUAUAAAAUGGAUACGUGGCUAUAAGACACCAUAUAGGAAAUGAGUAGUUAUGUAUUUUAUUUUAUAUGCCAAUCUACUUUAUUGUGACAAGAUAAGAGCUUUGAAUCACAACUUGUGAAAACCUGUAGUAAAAUACCUUAAGCUGUUAACUGUAAGGUGUGGAAUAGGAGUUGCUCAGUGGAUUGGUUAUAUGUUGUGGACUACUUAAGUCUGCAUUUGUUACUGUGCUAAUAAACAAUAUUAAAACAACCACCUAA